Hemicordylus capensis (graceful crag lizard) is the source of this 1830-nucleotide messenger RNA. Its product is annotated as basic proline-rich protein-like. The record is from RefSeq and is a predicted model, not a curated record. The coding region runs from base 160 to 813 and encodes 217 amino acids. Lineage: Eukaryota; Metazoa; Chordata; Lepidosauria; Squamata; Cordylidae. The transcript is spliced from 3 exons.
UUGGGCGUUAUUCUCUUUUCUUUACUGGCAAUUUUAAAGUUUGCUUGUGGAUAACAGUGUGGGUUUUUUCCUUUCCUUUCACUUGGGGCUUUGUCUUUUGUUCAAUUGGGGAUUGUUUUGCUUGGCUUAUUUGGGCUUGGCUAUUGGACUUGGGUGGCUAUGCCCAGAAAGGCAAAAGGGAAGAGAGGGGGACGGCCUAUUCAGCCACCUAGGAGGCCUGCCCCUCCACCAUCUUCAUCUGAGGAGGAUGACGAAGAGAUGGGAGUGAUCCGCAGUUUGAUUGCUAGGAUGGAGGUCUUGGAGAAGGCCAAAGGUGCUCCUUCAGAUGGGGGUGCUGGUCCCUCUGGCGGUGGGGGUGUGCCGCCGCCCAAGGUUCCCCGCCGCACUAGGGGUUCAGCCCGUUCUCAAUUGUUAACUUCCCUUUCCAUUAGGUUGGCCACUCUGGAGAAAGGAACAGAUCCGGCCGGCCCUCCUCCUCCUGGUCGGCCUGUGGCGCCUUCUGCACCUGUUAGUCCAUCUCCUGGGCAGCCUGCCCCUGUACUGCCGCUCCCAGCUCCUUCCAAUCCGGUUCCGGAGCUACCGUUGCCGUCGCAGCCGGAUCCUGCUGCACCAGUUGAUCAGCCGCCUGCGGACCCGACUGUGCCUGUACCUCUUGGUGGACAGAUUCAGGGAGUUGGCGCCCGAGGCUGCGCCACUUCCGGAUCCCAUGCCAGUCUUUCUGUGGCAGCUUGGCAGGUCGAGGCACAGCAGGCCAUAGUGGCGUCCCUGGCGCCCAGCACCAGGAUGCUGGUGGAGCGGGAGCUCCGGUUCUGAUGUGCGGCCACUCGCUGGUCUUCUGGGCUUUCAAGCGAGCCAGCACCUCUCACUGGGGAUCGCAGUUGGGUUUCGGGAGAAGAGCAUCAGUGUAUUGGUUGAGCAUGCGGGGCAUGCUAUGGAACCAAUUGCUGCCCGCCAUCGAGCAGCAUUUAGUUAGCUUCCCCAUUCCCAGUAUAUUGGUCCUACAUCUGGGGGAGAAUGACUUAGGCUGGCGGACUGGUCUGUCCAUUGUUCAGCAAGCCUCUGCUGAUAUAGCCUUACUUCAAAUUUGGAUGCCUGGGGUGCGGGUGCUAUGGGUUAACUGGAUUCAGCGUAGGGUUUGGCAGAAUGCCCGUUGCGGGCUGAGCCUGGAGAGAGCCCGUAGGAAGACUUCGGCUGCAAUCAGUAAACUGAUAUUGGCGGCCGGAGGGGGCUGUAGCGUGGCAGCCUGAUAUAGUCACCCGCUGUCCGGAGUUAUAUCGGGCUGAUGGCGUUCAUUUAUCCGUACAAGGCUGUGAUUGUUAUCUAGGUAACAUUCGGCGGGGGCUUGCUGAUCUUCUGGAUGGGUGUGGGGCAGGGGGGUCAAGCGAGGGCUAACCACCCUGGGUGGCAAUAACAGUGCGGGCUGAAGGGUAAGGGAGGUUAGAGUAUCGGUGAGCACCCUUGGAUAUUUAAAGGUGGAUUGGUCAAUCGCUCCUUUGUUGCCUGCGCGGCACAGGGAGUAAUUUCAUUGCCAUGAAACCUGUUUCAGGAAUUCACCAACCUUUGGGCUGUGCGGUCCGGGGCGGGUGAAGACCUGGAGAUGUCCAGAUCACCUCCGAUAAAGGGGUGGUCAGUGUUGAAGGAAUGCGGCGGGAUGUGCCCGCCUCUUUCCUGAGCCAGGAUGUGUCGCCCAAUGAGGCAAUGGGUAGGAUGGGGAAAUCCUAACCCAUGCCUCAGGGCCCGCACUGUUUUCUGUUUACUGUUUGAUGAAGGUGAUUAUCACCUCAUGUUCAGUCUGCCAUGCCUAUGGUUCUUUAAUAAAGCGUGGCCCUU